UGAUGGACAGCAGUGGGGACGUGGAAUUCCGUCCAUCUGUAGCCGGUUCGCAUCGUACUCAAGGAUCUCACAAAAACUCAUUCGUUCACUUUAAAAUCCGUGUAUAUUCGUGAAUAAAUCUGUGCAUGAUCGGCGGAGUAACAAAAUAACAAGCAUGAAGCUAAAGGAAAUUAACCGAACAGCCAUUCAGGCCUGGAGUCCGGAGCAGCAGCACCCCAUAUAUCUGGCAGCAGGAACCUCAGCACAGCAGCUAGAUGCCACCUUCAGCACCAAUGCAUCACUGGAGAUCUUUGAAUUUGAUCUGACGGACCCCACUUUGGCCAUGAAGUCAUGUGGCUCUUUUUCGUCUCCACACAGAUACCAUAAACUGGUCUGGGGGCCACAUGGCAUUGAAACUGAGGGAAUGCCAUCAGGAGUUCUAAUUGCUGGAGGGGAGAAUGGAGACAUCAUUCUCUAUGAUGCCUCAAAAAUCAUUGCUGGUGAUAGUGAGGUUAUCAUUUCCCAGAGCGAGAAACACACAGGGCCAGUGAGAGCGCUCGAUGUCAACUCGUUUCAGACCAACCUUGUGGCCUCUGGAGGAAAUGAGUCAGAAAUAUACAUUUGGGAUUUGAACAGCUUCAGCUCCCCAAUGACUCCAGGACCCAAAACACAGCCCCCAGAGGACAUCAGCUGUAUUGCAUGGAACAAACAGGUUCAGCACAUCCUGGCCUCAGCCAGCCCCAGUGGAAAAGCCUCAGUCUGGGAUCUCAGAAAGAAUGACUUGAUUAUCAAAGUCAGUGAUCACAGCAACAGGAUGCAUUGCUCUGAUUUGGCCUGGAACCCAGAGGUGGCCACUCAGCUGGUUCUGGCCUCUGAGGACGACCGAAUGCCCGUCAUCCAAAUGUGGGAUCUGCGCUUUGCCACCUCUCCUCUGAAAGUGCUGGAGAACCACACAAGAGGUGUGCUCUCCAUAGCGUGGAGCGUAGCAGAUCCAGAGCUCCUCCUGAGCUGUGGGAAAGACAACAGGAUUCUUUGCUGGAAUCCCAACACGGCUGAGAUCCUGUAUGAGCUGCCCACAAGUGCUCAGUGGUGCUUUGACAUUCAGUGGUGCCCCAGAAACCCUGCUGUGCUGUCUGCUGCGGCCUUCGAUGGACACAUUAGCAUCUAUUCCAUUAUGGGAGGAAGCAAUGAUAAUGACAUAACUGCACAAGCUGAUCAGUUAAGUAGCUCAUUUGGAAAUAUCGAUCCUUUUGGCAUGGGGCAAACGCUGCCUCCGUUACAGCUGCCUCAGCCCACUACCAGCCAAAACACAGUCACACCUCUGAAGAAACCCCCUAAAUGGAUCCGAAGACCAAUGGGGGCAUCUUUUGCUUUUGGUGGAAAACUAGUCACUUCGGACAACAUCAACCCAACAUCGCAGCAAACCCAGCAAUCUGCCGGACGUAUUGUUCAUAUCUGUCAAGUCGUGACGGAGACAGAUUUCAUUAAGCGCUCAAACCAACUUCAGACCACCCUGACUUCAGGAAACUUUCUGCAGUACUGCCAGACAAAGAUUGAUGCUGCUCAGAAUAUAUUCGAUAAGACUGUGUGGUCUUUUCUAAAGGUUAAUUUUGAAGAUGGUGCACGAGGGAAAUAUCUUGAACUUUUGGGAUACAAGAAGGAGGAACUUGCCCUAAAGAUUGCAUCAGCAUUGGACGGACACUGCAAAUCUGAUGAAGCCAAUAUGCUUGAAAAGAACAGCUCUGCAGAGGAAAAUGCAGAACCCCCUGCAGAAGAAAUAUCUGUCUCAGAUGAGAUUCCUGUUGAUGAGGAAGAACGAGUUCUUGAGAAGACUUCUAUCAUUGAAGAUUCCACUUCACCCUCCAAAGAUGCCAUGAACCUCAAAGUUAGCAAGGAUAUUGAUGGACUGAUCACCCAAGCUCUGCUCAUUGGAGACUAUGAAGCUGCUGUAAGUCUUUGUCUACAUGACAACCGUAUGGCAGACAGCAUCAUUCUGGCUAUUGCUGGUGGUCCAGAGCUUCUGGUGAAGACUCAAAAGAAAUACUUCACCAAAACUCAGACCAAAAUUUCAAAGCUGAUUAGUGCAGUGGUGAUGAAAGACUGGUUGGACAUUCUGAAGACCUGUGAGCUUCAGAACUGGAAGGAAGCUUUAGCUGCAGUCGUGACCUACGCCAAACCAGAAGAGUUCUCAUCUCUCUGCAGUCUGCUUGGCUCCAGGCUGGAGGCCACUGAAGACACAGAACUGCAGGCUCAGGCUUGUCUCUGCUAUAUCUGCGCAGGCACAGUAGAGCAACUGAUAGCUUGCUGGGCCAAAGCUCAAGAAUCUAACAGCCCCUUAUCUCUUCAGGAGCUUGUUGAGAAGGUGGUGGUCCUGCAGAGAGCUGUUCAGAAGGCUCAGCGUGGUAUAGCACCUGAUAUGGGUGCACUGCUUGCAGAGAAGAUGAAUCAGUAUGCAAGUCUGCUUGCUUCACAGGGCAGCCUAGAAACUGCAAUAUCUUACCUCCCAACCGACACACAACAGGUUGCUGUGCAGGAGUUGCGAGAGCGUCUGAGUAGAGCUCUGGGUCAGCAGCCGGCUGUAACCGCAGUGAAUCCAGCUGUAAUGCAGAAUGUGCAACCAGCGGCUCCUGCUGCUGUACCUGUGCAGACAUAUACACCACACCAACCACAACCUCCACAGACUGCUGCUCCAUCCGGACCCCCUCAGUAUUACCAUCAGGGUAGACCCGCCUCUACAGUCACAUCCUGGAGUAACCAAACAUCAACAGCUCUGCCCAGUGUCCCUCAUCCGCUAGUGCCCGCUGCAGGCCCGCAGACUGAGCCUUUACCUCCAUCUUUUGGUCUUCAGUCUCCAGUGAGUGUACCUGCCUCCAAUCCCUUAAUUUAUUCUCAGCAGUACCAGAAAUUCCCCAACGUUCAGCGGUUCACACCUGCCACUGGGGCACCAGCCAUCUAUCAACCUCAACAAUAUUCCACUUCUACGGCUUCCUCUCUUCCACCUCCACCUUCAUCCUCUGCCACUGCUGUCUGUCCUCCGCAGAUCUUGCCUUCUGCCCCUCGGUCGGCACCGCCUCCUAUGAUUUCUGGGGCUCCUCCCAUACAAGGAGGUCAGCCUUUCUCUCCUCCUCCUCUGUCUUCUGGAGUCUCUUUCCAGCAUGGUGGGCCUGGGUCGCCCACAUCUUAUCUUCCUCCUCUACGGAGAGCUUCAGGUACUGAGACUGAACCUGCCCUGAUUCCAGCCUCCCAGAGAACAGGAGGAUUAAACCAAGAUACGUCCUGGUUGUUGGAUGGACCCCAGAACGGAUGGAAUGAUCCUCCCACCCUCCACAGAGUUCCCAAGAAGAAAAAGAUUCCAGAUAACUACACCCCUCCCGCUCCCAUAACAGCACCUAUUAUGAACCCACUGGGGGAUCCUUCGGCCCCGGUGCCCCCUGCUAUGCAGACACAUCUACCGCAGGUUCCAGAUCAGCCUGCGUCCCCUGCCAACUUCACUCCCAUUCAACAGCAUCCACUGGGCCCCCUAAACAGAAAUCCCAACAUGCCCAAGUUGAACAUGGAGGGUGCACCUGGAGCACCAAUUGGAGAUGUCAUAAAGUCCAUACCUACAGAGAAGAUCACCAAGAAGCCAAUUCCUGAGGAGCACAUAGUUCUUAAAAACACAUUUGAGGGUCUGAUCCACAAGUGCUUGGCUGCAGCUUCAGACCCGCAAACCAAGAGAAAGUUGGAUGAUGCUCACAAGAGGCUUGAGUAUCUAUAUGACAAAUUGAGAGAACAGACACUAUCUCCAGCUAUAUUAGGGGGCCUUCACAAUAUGGCACGCAGCAUUGAGAGCCGCUCCUACACCGAUGGACUCAACAUCCACACGCACAUCGUCAGCAACAGCAACUUUAGUGAAACCUCCGCCUUCAUGCCAGUACUGAAGGUGGUGCUCACACAGGCCAACAAACUGGGGGUUUGAUAUCCACUCAGACACAAUGACAUCCACACAAACCAGUAUUCUCUUAAGCCAUCAGCUGACAAGGACCAGUUGUGCAUAUAUUUUGCCAGUCGAAUAGGUCUUGGAUAUCACAGUGUGUAUCGCAGGUUGUUGUUUUUAUUUGUUUGUCAUAUUUUCCUUGUCAUAGGUAUUUUAAUUAUGUUAUAUAUUAAUUAUCAUGACAUAGCACAGUGCAAUAGGGCCUUUCCUUUUUUAUUUUUUGCUAAAUGAAAUUCAUUUUAUGCUUUAAGUGAAGAAUAGACUGAGCAGCGAGAUAACUGUAUUAAGUGCAACAUGCAUAAAACUUUACUCUGUAAGUCUCAGACAUUUUGCAUUUAAUUUUUUGUGUUUUUCAUGUUUGAUUUAAUGGAUUGAUUGUUUACAAUGAUCAUGCAACCUCAUUAAGUUGUUUUAAAUUAAAUCCAAGUCAUAGCUUUAUAUGAGGUUUAAAAUGACAACAUGGUAACAAGCAAAAUAUUUUUCAAUAAUUGAUAUUUAUUCUAACCUUGGAUUUACUUUAUUUGGUGCUCGUAACACUGAAACUUUGGAGACCUGUUAAAAGUUUGCAUUAUGCUGCCUGUCUUUAUUGAAUGUCACCACUUAAUGUCUGUUAAAUUAGUCUUGAAAAGAUUUGCACCAUCUUUGAUAGUGGGAAUGGAAUCACACUUGUGGUAUUAAGAAAUUAAAUCUGAUGUGCAGAAUUUUAGAGCAAAUUUUGUUUUAAAAAAUAAGAAGAUCGGGCUGCAAAAAAGGGAAUGUGUUGUUUUUGUAAUCAGUAAAAAAUAUGUUUUUAUUUUACCACAUCAUCACAGCCAGCAUUUUCUGCCUAUAAUUCCAUUUUGGCAUUUUCCACUGUUUUACAGUUCAGACUGUUUAAGUAAGAAAAAGCAAUGGCUGGUUAGGCUUUUUAUGGCUAAAUUGUUUUCUUUUAAAACUUAAUAAAUUGGUAAGAACUUUCA
This is a messenger RNA of Triplophysa dalaica, 4914 nucleotides long. RefSeq names its product SEC31 homolog A, COPII coat complex component (gene sec31a). Gene Ontology annotation, molecular function: structural molecule activity; protein binding. NCBI's taxonomy places the organism in Eukaryota, Metazoa, Chordata, Actinopteri, Cypriniformes, Nemacheilidae. The record is from RefSeq and is a predicted model, not a curated record. The coding region runs from base 155 to 3937 and encodes 1260 amino acids. Gene Ontology annotation, biological process: intracellular protein transport; COPII-coated vesicle cargo loading; endoplasmic reticulum to Golgi vesicle-mediated transport. Gene Ontology annotation, cellular component: endoplasmic reticulum exit site; COPII vesicle coat. The transcript is spliced from 28 exons.